CAUCGUCCCGGGGCGCAGUUCUCACAAUGGACGUGUCGUCGUUGGCGUUGACUCAUCGUCACUCCCCAUGAAAUGUCGAUAGAUCUUCGAUCGGAUCACGUGCCGACGAUGGCCGUCAGUGCACAAAUCGCUAGCUUUGCGUUCCCCGCAGCUUCAAAUUUCCAUCACAACUUUAUUCUAACCGCUUCUUGUACUUCUCCUGCGACACGACGUUGAGUGAUCAUCGCCACCCAAUACCACAGCAUGUCACCGCCGCAGCUCCAGAGAUGUCGGCGCCCUCCCUUCCCUCCUCUCGUGCGUUCAUAACCACUUUGCUCAACUCCCUGCCUGCGCUUCCGCCGCUCUCCGCAUCCGCCACCAACACAGCCGCUCCAACUAAUCCUCUUAACUCCGUGCCUGAAUCUGCAAGGAAACAGCUUCUGACCCUUCAUGUUUUGUUUCCAAAUGAACUCCUUCCUGCCCUUGACCUCCUCGACCGGCGUCUCGUUACGCGAUUCCUCAUCCGCGGAAAGCCGAUGGGAGUAGGGACCGGGGACACGAAAGGAACAAUGGCUGCGGGCAAAGACGCAGAAGGGAAGAGCGUAUUACGUGGUGGACAAGGCGAUGUGGCGCGGUCGACAAGUGAUGCUAUGGCGGAGGUGGAAGUGGAGGCGGAUGAGACACUGGCACCCCACUCCCACAAUCUCUACGCCGCAAUGCGUGCCACCGGGCAGAUGGAAAACAAUCCUGAUAUGGAAAUGCUGGAUUCUUCAUCUCCAUCUUCAGCUACGUUGGCCCAUGCAGAGGAUGGGGUGCAUGUUCCUCGGAUUCUUGAACAGGAUGCGGAUGCGGCACUGCCAAAGGACACAAACGCAGGGGCACGGGAAGUUGUAGUCGACACGGUUUACUACGUCCGCUCAGCCCAGCAAAAGUCCUCGCGAUAUAGCUCUUCCUACGAUAGUACAACUUCAUAUGAAGUCCGUCUAACCGCAUGGAAUUGUUCCUGUCCCGCCUUCGCAUUCGCUGCAUUUCCUUCGCUGCAUCCAGAGCCUCCUAUCCCGCAGGCAAAUGCUGGAGAGCCCCAGCCACGGCACACAGAUCUGGAUUUAAGAGUGAGCCAUGACAAGCUGCGGAAGGAGGAUGAAGACCAAUGGAGCUCUGGUGGGCUGAGCUUAGGAGACGGUAUGCCACCUGUGUGCAAGCACCUGCUUGCAUGUGUCCUGGUGGAGCGAUGUAGCCUUUUCAGCAGCUUUGUGGAGAAUAAGGAUGUCGGUGUGGAAGAGGCGGCUGGUUGGGCUGCUGGGUGGGGAGAUUGAGAUGCGUCAGAAGGAGAGAGAGGAUUGAGUUUUGAUACCCGGGCUUGAUGUGGAGAGGGAUGGCCUUACGAAGUUAUGAUGUGAUGUGAUAUGAUAAUGAAGACACGGCUUGCUACGGCUUGAACAUUUACGGGGUGUGCGGCACUCCGCUGGGCGACUAAAGAUCCGUAGGCUAUCACAUGUUCUCUGAGGCGUAAAGGUAUGUGCCGCGAUAGUUUUAACGCAGCACAGCACAGAAACAUACAUCCUAUUACCCGCCGCUGACACCUCAUCCAUUGAAGAAGUCAUUGCCGUCAUUCUACAACCGUAGUAAACCCAGUUCCGG
Messenger RNA from Lindgomyces ingoldianus, 1620 nucleotides. RefSeq lists its product as uncharacterized. Lineage: Eukaryota; Fungi; Ascomycota; Dothideomycetes; Pleosporales; Lindgomycetaceae. The transcript has a single exon. The record is from RefSeq and is a predicted model, not a curated record. Bases 267 to 1295 code for a protein of 342 amino acids.